[Candida] anglica is the source of this 1551-nucleotide messenger RNA. Lineage: Eukaryota; Fungi; Ascomycota; Pichiomycetes; Serinales; Debaryomycetaceae. The record is from the annotation of a GenBank genome assembly.
AUGACUCUUACUACGCCUCAUAGUGUGACAUCGAGCUUGGCAUGGGCAACAGCGAUUGCAUGCUUGAGUACACUCCAGUUUGGAUUUCAUUUGGCUGAACUUAAUGCCCCAGAAGCUUUACUUUCAUGUAACUUUCAUAGAAAUGGCCCAUUACCAACAUACGAAGAUACCCUUUGGUCGCAAUAUGGAAGGAAACAAUGUAUACCUAUGUCAGGGACUGGCAUUGCCACUAUCACAACCAUGUUUACAAUUGGUGGGUUUAUAGCAUCUGUUCUUGUGGGAUCAAGUGAAUUAUCAUCGUCUGUUGGGCGUAGAUCUAUGAGUAAACUCACUUCUGGAAUCUAUUUCUUAGGUUCCAUAAUUAUGGCAGUAUCCAAUUCAUUUUGGUUGUUCAACAUUGGUAGGUUUAUCACCGGGGUUGCAGCUGGUCUCUCAUUGGUGGUGUCACCAAUUUGGGUUAAUGAACUUACACCAAUAAACCAUAGAGGUUUGCUUGGAUCUUGCUUACAGUUGGCCGUAGCUAUGGGUAUCCUCUUAGCUCAGCUUGUUGGGUAUUUAUGGUCCAAUGACCAACAAUGGAGAAAUAUCUUUGUAUUCUCUGCAUGUAUUGGGCUUCUUCAAUUUGUGGUUUUAUUCACUACUAUUGAAUCUCCUAAAUGGUUAAUUAUAAAUAGAGGUGAUAUUCAUGGAGCAAAGAGAAUUCUUAAAAAUUUGAGAACUGAUCAUGGUGCUGCAGAAUAUGAAAUUAAUCAUUGGAGAAGAUUAUCAAUCAAUGUACCUUCAAAGCCAGUUAAUAAGAAUGAAACGUCUGCAUUGUUGGCCGAUAUAAAUAACUCGCUGAGAGUAGACGUUACAGAUUCGUUUCUUCCUCUUACAAGAACCGUUUCGCGUAGAGGUUCCAUUGACCCUACCAGUAUUACUAUUGGUGAGUUUCUUACCAAUAAGAAAUUUAUUUUAGAACGUACAAGUGUAUUUGCCAUUAUGACAGGGCUGCAAUUGUGUGGAAUUAAUGCAAUUACAUUUUAUGGGGUCCGAAUCUUAAAGGAUAUUGUACCAAAGGGAACUAACGUGUUGGUCAUAACUUGUUCACUUUCUGUGUGCAAUGUAAUUGCAGCAAUUUUAGUGUCACCUUUAGUUGAUAAACUCGGACGUAAACCAUUGUUAUUAACUUCAGUUGGGGUUAUGGCAUUCUGCAGUUUAACCAUUGCAUUAGGUCUUACCCAUGAUUGGGAUUAUGUUGUUGCUGGUUCCAGUUUUGGCUUUAUUAUUGGAUAUUCCAUGGGAUUAGCACCAAUUCCAUUCUUAAUGAUAUCUGAACUUGCUAGCCAUGAAUCUCUCGGAUCUGCUCAAUCUGUGGGGACUGCACUCAAUUGGGCUUCUAAUGUUACCGUUGCGUUUAGUUUUCCUAUCCUACAAGAUCUUAUUGGAGGAUAUGUAUUCUAUGGGUUCUUCGUUAUAUGUACAUCGUAUGCGAUAUUUUUCUACAAAUUCCUUCCUGAAACUAAAGGAUUUCAUAGUGCCGAAGAAGUUUGGAGAAAUUUCAAAAACUAA